GUCAGUUUCAGCUUUUCGCAGUGUCACAGGCUGAACUGAUUAUACUCUGAUAACUUUUGGUUUCUGGUCCAAAGCGGCUCCCGGUUCUGUUGACACGGGACCGAACGGCUCGGAGUUCGGGCUCGGAACCGCGUCCAUCACGGCCCGCCGGGUUACCGGAGCGUGAAGCGGCUCCCCGCAGGCCUCGCCGUUCACCGAGCGGGCAUCGGCGCUCGCGCCGCUGUUGGGCGGGUCCAGGUCGGCCACGGCGGCGGCAUGGAGCCGGGGCGCCGCUAGCUUGGUGCUGGUUCCGGGAGAUGAGAAGAACCGUUUCCUCCGAGCCGUUUCCGGUCCAGGAGGUCGGUUGUCAGGAUGAACGGAACUGAGCAGAAUGAUGCCAAGAGACAGAACCUCCUGGAGAGGCUGCUGGACGCCGUCAAACAGUGCCAAAUCCGCUUUGGAGGAAGAAAAGAGAUCGCCACGGACUCAGACAGCAGGGUGAUCUGCCUGUGCGCUCAGUUGGAGGCGGUGCUGCAGCACGGCCUGAGGAAGAGCAAAGGCCUGGCGCUGACCGCUGCAGCGCUGAAGCAGGCUGCCGGCUUCAGCAGCAAGACGGAAGCAGAGCUGACCUUCUGGCUGAACGUGAAGGAGCAGCUGAACCGCCAUGAGCUGCAGCGGUUCUACUCGCUGCGCCACAUCUCGUCCGAACUGGGCCGGGGCCGGGCCUGGCUGCGCUGCGCCCUGAACGAGCAUUCGCUGGAGCGCUACCUGCACACGCUGCUGGCUGACCGCCCGCGGCUGAGAACCUUCUAUGAAGACUGGGCUUUUGUUCUGGACGAGGAGAGAGCAAGUAUGCUGCCAACCAUGGCAGCAGGUUUGAACUCUAUCCUGUUUGCCAUCAACAUCGAUAACAGCGACCUGAACGGCGGCGCGCCGCGCGGCGGCGGCGGCCCGUCCGUCUCCAGCCUGCUGAAGGAAUCCACGCAGGGCAUCGGCUCCCUGCUGAAGGAAUCCACGCAGGGCGUCAGCUCCCUGCUGCGGGAGAUCAGCACCGCCCCGAAGCCCGACGCCGCCUCCGACCCGCUGCCCGUCAUGCCCCGCAGCGCCUCCGCUGACUCGGGGCUGAGGAAGGAGCGACGGCGGAGGAAGAAAAUCACCAACAUCAUUUCCUUCGACGACGACCUGGACGGCGGCGCCGAGGACGAGGAGGACGGCGAGGCGAAGGCGAGUCGCCGUGGCGCUCCGGCUCAGAGCAGCGUGGAGGAAGGCAUCGACCCGCUGGAGCCGUCGUCGGCCGGGUCUCCGGCCCACAACGGCGUCCCAGAGCCGGGGGACGCGGGCUGGGUCGGGUCGCCGCGGCCCGGCCGCACGGCGCCCCCUGCUGGCCCACCGCUCCCCGACAGCCAGAGCGCAGAGAACGAGGAGGAGGAGGACGAGGAGGAGACGAGGAAACCCCCAACUGAAAUCCAGGACAGACUGACUUCUGACCAGCUGGUGGUGGGCAGCCUGUCCAGUGUUUCCACCUGGAGUCCGGUCCAAACCGUGACCGACCAGCCCAGCGCCGACAUCCUGAUUCCUGUGAACCCAGCGGACCCUGAUCCAGUGAGUUCUGUGGAAGAGGCGGCCGGGUUUCCCGCCCCGUGCCGCUCCACCGGGUCGGCGGAGAACUGUGAGGCCAGCAGAACCCAGCUCGCCUUCAGCAUGGAGUCCAGUCCGCCGGUCCGGUCCGGUUCGCUGUCCGCUGGGCUGCCGGACUCCAUGACGGUCGUGGAGCUGCGUCAGGCCAUCGUAGCCAUGAUGAACAGGAAGGACGAGCUGGUGGAGGAGAACAGGUCGCUGCGCAGCCUGCUGGACGGCGAGAUGGAGCACUCGGCCGGCCUGAGGCAGGAAACCGAGCUGCUCAAGAAGCUGGCGGAGCUGGAGGAGAGGCACGGGGCCAAGGUCCAGGCGCUGGCCAGGGAGAACGAAGUCCUGAAGGUCCAGCUGAAGAAGUAUGUCGGCGCCGUUCAGAUGCUCAAGAGAGAAGGGAGCCAAGGCAGUGACGGUCUGUCCGUCCUGCGCUCCAGCGAAGAGCAGCUCCCCCCGCUGCAGAGCAAAUGCAUCGGGGACAUCGAGGAGCUCGCCGCCAGCUACGAGCGAAAGCUCAUAGAGGUGGCAGAGAUGCACGGCGAGCUGAUCGAGUUUAACGAGCGCCUGUACCGCUCGCUCAUGGCCAAGGACCACCUGAUCGUCCAGAUGAGGCAGGAGCUGAUCGACCUCAGAGGGCCGGUCCCAGGAGAUUUAAGCCAGACGUCAGAUGAUCGCCUGUCGGAUUUUGAGACGGCUCAUCGGGCUCUCGUCAACGUGUGGAUCCCCUCCGUGUUCCUGCAGGGCAGAGCUGCCAACGCCUACCACGUCUACCAAGUUUACAUCCGCAUCCUGGACAACGAGUGGAACGUCUACAGACGCUACACCGAGUUCAGAGAGCUGCACAACCAGCUGAGGUCCCAGUUCCCACAGGUGGACACCUUCAGCUUUCCACCCAAGAAAGCCAUUGGAAACAAGGAUGCUAAGUUCGUGGAGGAGCGGAGGAAGCAGCUGCAGGGCUACCUGCGCACGGUGAUGAACAAGCUGAUCCAGGCGCUGCCAGAGUUCACCGCCCGGCCCACCAAAGAGACGCUGCUGGCUCUGCUGCCGUUCUGCCAAGACGCCACCCAGGGGAACGAAGGCGGCUCCAAGACGCCCCGGUCCAGAACCUCGUCCCGGUUCCCCCGACUGGGCCGCAGCCGCACGCAGGACGCCCGGCCCGAGCCGCAGAGCGGCGACCUUUGACCCCGGCAAGGCACAGACUCUGAGGACGUUCAGGGACGGCUGCGGAGAUUUAUUUAACCGGUGGCGUUCGGCCCGUCAGACCGGACGGAACCGGCCGACCCAAACGUCCAGAACCGGUUCCGGUGCUCAGAAGGAACUGGAGCGGUCCGGAUCAAACUGAUUCUGGGACUUUUUGCUCAUUUUUGUAGUUAAAGUCUUCACAGUGCCUACCAUGUUUUGUAGCUUCUCUCCUGGACCUGUGGGGUCAGAGGUCAUGGGCCGUCUCAGUGCCACAAACCCAGACUGGACCUCACACUGCUGGCAUUUAUUACUAUUGUCCUGUUAUUUUCUACGAUAUCACAGGAGGAUUCUGGGAAACUGGUGGAUCAGAUGGACGUGAGAUAAGCGACACCAUGAGAUGAAUAAUCUGUAAUUUGAUGCUCAGAUUGAUGGCAUCAUGUUGCUACGGCGAUGAGAUUAUUAAAGCCAAAACUGAAAAGGAAAAA
This is a messenger RNA of Poeciliopsis prolifica (blackstripe livebearer), 3275 nucleotides long. RefSeq names its product sorting nexin 29 (gene snx29). Gene Ontology annotation, molecular function: phosphatidylinositol binding. The record is from RefSeq and is a predicted model, not a curated record. Lineage: Eukaryota; Metazoa; Chordata; Actinopteri; Cyprinodontiformes; Poeciliidae.